Messenger RNA from Nothoprocta perdicaria, 4694 nucleotides. It is a transcript of the gene YEATS2, whose product is annotated as YEATS domain containing 2. Gene Ontology annotation, biological process: chromatin remodeling; regulation of transcription by RNA polymerase II. The coding region runs from base 10 to 4209 and encodes 1399 amino acids. The record is from RefSeq and is a predicted model, not a curated record. Gene Ontology annotation, cellular component: NuA4 histone acetyltransferase complex. Gene Ontology annotation, molecular function: histone binding. The transcript is spliced from 30 exons. NCBI's taxonomy places the organism in Eukaryota, Metazoa, Chordata, Aves, Tinamiformes, Tinamidae.
UGAGACAACAUGUCUGGGAUCAAGAGAGCAGUUGCGGAGAAGGACCCUGACUAUGAGGAGAUCGCAGUCACACAUCCCAAUAAGCGCCACAAAGCAGCUGAACAGUCAGCUCGAGAUGUUGCUGUGCAGAAGAUUGAGACAAUUAUAAAAGAACAGUUUGCGGUAGAAAUGAAGAAUAAAGAACACGAAAUUGAAGUUAUAGAUCAGCGCCUGAUCGAAGCAAGAAGGAUGAUGGAUAAGCUGCGGGCCUGCAUCGUGGCCAACUAUUAUGCUUCUGCUGGUCUCCUUAAAGCUGGAGAGGGGACAAGGUCAUGUGAUGCAACGAUUCUUAAUCACCCUUCAAUCAAAAAGUUUUUAGAAUCGCCCUCCAGAUCCUCAUCCCCUGCUAACCAGGGGUCAGACACUCCAUUUGCCAACCACUCCGAAAGCGACUCGCUCUCUCAGCACAAUGACUUCCUCCUGGACAAGGAUAAUGGCAACCUGGAUGGAGAGGAAAGGCUGGCCAAUAGCCUGGACCAGAGACAGAGCAGAAAUACUGGCCGGGAGAGUUCAGGUGUUUCAAACUCUCAAAAAGCAGGACAACGAAAUGCCGGAUUGUCAAAUGAUGAGACUUCACGGCUUUAUGUGAAGAAAACAAUUGUGGUUGGCAACGUCUCCAAAUACAUUCCCCCAGACAAGAGAGAAGAAAAUGAUCAGUCAACCCAUAAAUGGAUGGUCUAUGUCCGAGGCUCUCGGCGAGAACCCAGCAUAAAUCAUUUUGUCAAGAAAGUUUGGUUCUUCCUCCACCCCAGUUACAAACCUAAUGACCUGGUAGAAGUGAGAGAACCUCCGUUUCACCUGACCAGGAGAGGCUGGGGAGAGUUUCCUGUGAGAGUCCAGAUUCACUUUAAGGAUAGCCAGAACAAGAGGAUUGAUAUCAUACACAAUUUGAAGUUGGACAGGACCUACACAGGCCUGCAGACGCUUGGCGCAGAAACGGUAGUGGAUGUGGAGCUACAUAGGCAUUCCCUUGGCGAGGAGUAUCUCUUUUCCCAGUCUCCAGAGUCUGAGCUUUCUGAUGUUCCUACAUCUUUACCACUGCCAUUGAGUAUCCCAGCACCAGUUAAAGCUUCUUCACCAAUUAAACAGUUGCAUGACUCCAGCCCGGAUGCUUCUGCAGACAAAGGAUUCCCUGGGAAUGCUGAAACUGAAAGACAUGCCACGUUUUAUUCUCUGCCAUCUUCGAUAGAACGGACUCCCACCAAAUUAGCCACACAGAAAGUUGCCUUGGGCUCUCAUGGAAAUUCAGCCUUUCAACCCAUUGCAGCUAGCUGCAAAAUAGUGUCUCAAGGUCAGAUUCCCAGCCCUGCAGAGUCUCCAGGAAAAUCCUUCCAGCCUAUCACCAUGAGUUGCAAGAUUGUAUCAGGUUCUCCAAUAUCGACCCCUAGUCCAUCUCCGCUACCUCGUACCCCAACCUCCACUCCAGUGCCCAUGAAGCAAGGCUCUGCUAGCUCAGUCAUUAAUAAUCCGUAUGUUAUUGUGGACAAGCCUGGACAGAUGGUUGGAGCAGCAACCACGAGCACAGGGAGCCCAACCAGCAAACUGACAAAUGUUUGUCAGGCCUCUCAUGGAACUGGAUCUCCUGUAUCAAAGACCCAUGGGAGCAGUUUUGUAACCUCAGCUGUCAAGCAGGAGGAUUCUCUUUUUGCCACCAUGCCACCCCUUUGUCCCAUUGGAAGUCAUUCCAAGGUGCAAAGCCCCAAAUCCGUGACGGGAGGCCUUGGAGCUUUUACGAAGGUGAUAAUAAAACAGGAACCAGGAGAACUGCCCCAGCAACCCCAGGUGCCGUCAACGGGGACAACCACUCAGACCUCCGUGCAGCAGUAUGUCACUGUGAAAGGAAGCCACAUGUUAGCCUUGUCACCACAGAAGCCGAUCGUGAGCACAGGAGAGGGCACAGUGCAGUCUAAGGUUGUUGGUGUCCCAGUUGGUUCUGCUUUACAGUCAACAGUGAAGCAAGCGGUGGCCAUCAGUGGUGGCCAGAUACUUGUGGCAAAAUCUAGCUCUUCAGUAGCAAAAGCUGUUGGUCCAAAGCAGGUUGUGACUCAAGGUGUAGCCAAAGCCAUUGUAAGUGGAGGUGGAGGGACGAUUGUUGCCCAGCCUGUGCAGACUAUAACCAAGGCACAGGUGGCAUCAGCAGGUGCUCAGAAAAGCACAUCUCAAGGCUCAGUGAUGGCUACACUGCAAUUACCAGCCACCAACUUGGCAAACUUGGCAAACUUACCACCAGGCACCAAACUUUACCUCACCACCAACAGCAAGAAUCCUUCUGGGAAAGGAAAACUGCUUCUGAUACCCCAAGGAGCCAUAUUGCGAGCCACAAAUAGUGCUAGUCUCCAGUCUGGUGGCACUACUAAUUGUGGAGGAGCAGGAGGAGGAGGAGGAGGAGGGACCCAAAGCACAAGUAGUAACUUGUCACAGCAUCUCACCUAUACGUCCUACAUCUUGAAGCAGACACCGCAGGGCACUUUUCUGGUCGGUCAGCCUUCUCCUCAGAGUUCUGGGAAGCAGCUGACGCCAGCAUCAGUUGUUCAGGGCAGUGUAGGAGUUGGAUCAUCAUCUACACAAGGACAACAGGCAUUAAAAGUGAUAACUGGACAGAAAACGACUUUAUUUACACAGGCUGCACCCAGUGGACAGACAUCAUUGGUGAAAAUAUCAGAUGGCUCUAUAAAAUCAGUGCCUACCUCAUCCCAGCUUUCCAAGCCUGGCACCACUGUGCUGAGAGUAUCAGGAGGCGUUAUCACCACAGCUGCCACUUCUGCCAUGGCCCUUCCCACAAAUGGGGUGGCCCAGCAAAUAGAUAAUGCAAGUACCAGUUCAUCAACUUCUGGAGGUCCUAUAGCAAAGACGUCUGGACAGCAACACCAAAUCUGUAUCAACCAGGGCCAGUCUACUUCAUCGGUAGUGAAUAAGACUGCUACCUCUACUGUUGUAAGUGUUGCUUCUCUGAUGACCACGCCAACGCCUGUGGCUGGGAAAGCUGCCGUAUCAGGUUUGCUGAAAAUCCACUCAAAUCAGUCCAGUCCACAGCAGGCUGUUUUGACAGUUCCCAGUCAGCUUAAACAGCUCGGCGUAAGCACAGCUUCCGGAGGUGUUCAGACAAUACUCAUGCCUGUGAACAAAGUGAUACAGUCACUUUCUACCAGCAAAGUUUCAGCUGUCACGACAGCCAGUGCAGUUGUCCUUAGUCCAUCUGCAGCUUCUGUCACUAAAGUUAAGAUGGAGCCUGAUUCAGCAGGACAAAACUGCAGUUCUGUGGGAACUCAAGAAGACCAAGCAGCAGUAAAAACUGAAGAGAACUCGGAACUUGGAAAUUAUGUUAUCAACAUAGAAUAUUUGGAGAACAUACAGCAGCUUUUAACAGCAGUAGUCAAGAAGGUUCCAUUAAUUGCUGAAAGAAGUGAAGAUGUCAGCUCCUUUUGCGCCAGUUCAGUGGAACAGUACUAUAGCUGGAAUAUUGGCAAGCGCAGGGCAGCCGAGUGGCAACGAGCAAUGACAGUUAGAAAAAUCCUGCAAGAAAUCAUAGAGAAGCACCCUAGGUUUCACAAUAUCACACCCCUGAAAAUUAGACACGUGGUACAGUGGUGUCGAUGCCACGGCUACACCCCCCCUGACCCCGAGACCUUGCGGAAUGAGGAGGACUCCAUCGAAGAUGUGCUGACACAGAUAGACAAUGAGCCGGAAUGCCCUUCGUCUUACACCAGUGGUGAGGAGCUGUGCCGAAAACUGGAGGAACUGCAGCAGUUUCUGAAGCGGGAACCAGAGCAUGAAGAGGAAAUAGAUAUUCUCAACUUCAGUGAGCCAUUAAAAAUAAACAUCAAAAAGGAACAAGAGGAGAAGCAAGAGGAGAUGAAAUUCUAUCUGGCUUCCUUGCCUGCAUCAGAGUUUGUGAGGAAUACAGCAGAAAAGAUCGGGAUUUCUUUUCAUCCUGCUGAGGUACACAAGGAUGUUUAUGCAUCCGUAAUAGAAGAUAUGAUUUUAAAGGCCACUGAACAGCUUAUGAGUGAUAUCCUGCGGCAGGCACUGGCUGUAGCGUACCAGACAGCACCUCACAACAGGACUCCGAAAGAGAUCACAGUGAUGAAUAUUCAUAAAGCCAUCUGUAAUAUUCCCUUUCUUGACUUCCUCACAAACAAACAUAUGAAGAUACUAAAUGAGGAACAAUGAAAUAGAACAGAGAAGAUGCUACAGGAAAGGUGGAUUUAUGAUGGAAGAUGGGAUGACAAAUCCAGUAUUUCUGUAGGACACUAUUAUAUACAUUUAUAACAUUGGGCUACUAGAUUGUUACCUCCAAUUAAAGCUGCACCUUAAUACAACAAAAUCGUGCUCUGUUCCAAAUCAAGUUGUUAAAUGUCAGUGUUUACUCAGUAGGUGUGUGUUCAGUGGCUGAACAAACAUUGUCAGUUUGCAUCAAGUUGCUAACUGUGAAAGACUACACAGGCCUUGUAUGUGUGAUGACAGCUGUAUUGAUUGAGUGUUUUUUGUUGUUUUUUUUUUGGAAAAGAAAUUAUUCUUCGUUACUUUGCCUGCUUUUUGAUACAGACUACUUAUGAGUUGGUCUGCACAUGCAGUGGGCAGAGCAGUUGUGUUGGCGUGCUGAAUAUGGGCAACUUUUAAAGGUGGGCUGUUUGACUAAGUGGUGGAUGGUUAGG